This is a messenger RNA of Hepatospora eriocheir, 426 nucleotides long. The record is from the annotation of a GenBank genome assembly. NCBI's taxonomy places the organism in Eukaryota, Fungi, Microsporidia, Hepatosporidae.
AUGUCACGACCUCUAAAAGACAAAACAAACAGAAAAAUAAUCAAAGAAGGUGAUUUUAAGAAAAAAGGCGAUAUGGACGACAGAGAUAAGGUUAUAGCAUACAUUGAAAAUAUAUUAAAAGAUUCCAAUGAUCCAAAUUUAAAAUACGACUUGAUGCAGUGUCAAACAAUUUUAGAGGGAAAAGAAAAUCAGGUGUUUGCAGACACCAAGGAAGAAUUUAUAAAGUUAUUAAGAGAGAAUGAUAAAUUAAUGGAUACAAAUAGAGAACUUACAUUUAAAAUUGAUUGUUUAGAAGAUGAAUUAGAUAAAUUUAAUUGUUCAAAAGAUCUCACUGAAAAUUAUGAAAGUAAUGAUAGUGAUUUUAAUAUUAAAAGAAGUUUAUCUUCAAAAGAAAAAGAGUUUAAUGAUUCUGAAAGUUAUAAUUAA